This is a messenger RNA of Rhagoletis pomonella (apple maggot), 1634 nucleotides long. RefSeq lists its product as uncharacterized. The record is from RefSeq and is a predicted model, not a curated record. NCBI's taxonomy places the organism in Eukaryota, Metazoa, Arthropoda, Insecta, Diptera, Tephritidae.
GGUCGGCCCAAAAAGUUCUGGCAACACUGCUGCACGCUAUAAUUGGCUGCAUUUGUCUACCUUCUCACUCACUGUUUCGACUGAUAAUAUUAUUGGAUACGUGGAGAAGCAUACAUGCAUACACGAGAAGCACAUCUUAUGCUAUAAACUCAUUAAAAAAGAUAUGAAUGCGGAUUAUUUUAGGUGUAUAAACUUUAAGCUGGGCGUUAGUGAACAUAAUUAUGAGAAACUGCUGAAGCCCGAGAUUUGGCCGGAUAAUGCAUCUAUUCGUCCGUUUCGUUUUUUCCGCAAGGAUGAAAAUCAACCGCCACAGAAUUAGCUGUUCAUUCCUGUCCUAAUAAGCUUGUAAAAAUCUAUUAUGAAAACGCUUCGGGAAUAAGAAGUAAGUCCGACGAUAUGCGAAUGCUGAGCUCAUAUUUUGAAUACGAUGUUUUUGUUGUAAGUGAGAUUUGGCUCAACUCAAAUUUCUACGAUGCUGAGUUCUUCGAUUCGAACCUUUACGCAAUCUUCCGUAAAUAGAGAGAUGCGGUUAAAACCGGGGCGGCGGUGUGCUGAUAGCAGUUCGCUGUAAUCGUCAGGCUUCACUUAUUCUGUUGGAGGAGAAUGACACUUCUUGACCAAUUAUGUGUGCGAAUUCGAGGUGCGAUCGCUUUUCUUUAUAUUUGCGUUUCUUAUAUUCAACCUUUAAGUAAUGAUAGUAUCUAUAAGCCGCAUGUUAACAAUGUGUUAGCCCUUCUGAAUGUUACUGGGGAUAACCAAUUAUGUGUUUUGGGGGACUUUAAUUUAAGCAACAUAAGUUGGCAGUACCUAGAUAAUAACGUAUUUUUAACUCCGUCAAAUAUCAAUACUCCUACGGAAUCUUAUUUUAUUGAUAAUUUAUUGGACAUGGGUUUAACUCAGAUUAAUGAUAUAACUAAUGGAAUGAGUCGCUUUUUAGAUUUAAUAUUUAUAAGCGACGACUCGCGCUUUGAUGUAUCACAACCUGCCUCUUCAAUAUCGCCGGUUAACUUACACCAUAUUCCCUUAGUGCUAGAUUUUGAAUCUGUUGAAUUUUUUGAAGUAUGUUCUGAGACCGCUAAAACUUCCUUCAAUUUUGCUGCAUGUGAUUUUAAGAUAUUAGAGAUUGCUUUACGUGAAAUUGACUGGAAUAUACCUUUCGGGAAUAAUGACGUCGCUGAGUGCUUUAAGAUGUUUAAAACUUUAGUGCUGGAUCUGUGUUUCAGACACGUUCCAGUUUUUACGAUUAGGAAUUACAAAAAUCCUUGGUACACGAAAGAUCUCAAAUUUCUGAAGAAUUUGAAAAACGAGUUCUUCAAGAAGCUUAAGUCAGCUAAGGAAGUUCGCUUUUAUGACUUAUAUAUCUCCCACAGGAACAAGUCUAGAGACUUAAAUAAAUCGUUGUUUAAUAAAUACAUUCAAAAUUUUGAGGUUAACAUAAAAACUAAUCCGAAGAACUUUUGGCGAUAUAUUAAAUCGAUGAAAAAAGCCUCUGGUAUUCCAAAUUCCGUUUUAUAUAAUGACGUCACUGCUUCCUGCCUUCAGGAUGCAGCAAAUUUAUUUGCUGAUUUCUUCGCAUCAAACUUCGUGUCUGAUGUUGAUCUUCCUGUAGAUGAUUUGGCAGCCGUUCGCCGAAA